Messenger RNA from Myzus persicae (green peach aphid), 784 nucleotides. RefSeq lists its product as uncharacterized. NCBI's taxonomy places the organism in Eukaryota, Metazoa, Arthropoda, Insecta, Hemiptera, Aphididae. Bases 11 to 580 code for a protein of 189 amino acids. Gene Ontology annotation, molecular function: nucleic acid binding; zinc ion binding. The transcript has 5 exons. The record is from RefSeq and is a predicted model, not a curated record.
GCCGCCUUUCAUGAGGCAGCACCAACAGCCCUUCAUUCCACAAACUGCCUCAACUUACCAGCAGCCCGCCACUUCAGAUCCGACCGCCGCUACUUACUUGCAACAGCCCGCCACUUCCGCACCAACCGCGACUCCAAAGCAGCAAUCCAAUAAAAUGAAAAUUAAAUGUCUAAUUUGCCAUAAAAUUGGUCACCGGGCGACGGAGUGCCGCAACCGACUACGCCAAGAGCCUCGGAGAAAAUGGUUUACAUCAACUUUCAAAAAUUCAAACAAGAAUAUGCUUCAGGCGUGGCAGGCAGAAAGAGACAUAGCCGACGCCGAUCCCGUAGGCGUGCUUCCUUGGCCAAUUACAAUGCGUUUCGUCGCUGAUGCGUAUGGCGAUACAACCUGCCCCCCGCAAAUGAAGUCACGGCUAUGUUCGUUGGUGAUGACGGUCGUCUGCCAAGAAACCUUGAUCUGGUCAUCUACGACACGAAUCCAAUCAACCCGUAACACAGAAUGCAAAAUAUACCUGCGGGCUCGUGUCACGCGGAUCCGCUGUUGUUCCCGAGCAGGGAAGGCGGUUGGCAUUUCGGGAUGAGGCAAGAGGGCAACCGACGUAAUCAAGUCGGCAAUCGAAACAGUAUCAGGGAUGUUUGCGUGUUCAGUCAAACUACCUAAUACUAUAUUGAAAGUGUUCAUUAUUUUUUAAAUUGUUAUUCGGUUCACUAGGCAUUAAACAUCGUAAUAUUUGUUAAUUUAGAAAUAUUCAUAUUAACAUUUAAUUCUCUCUCCAAAAUGAUAC